Molecule: messenger RNA, 1365 nt
Organism: Lactuca saligna
Lineage: Eukaryota; Viridiplantae; Streptophyta; Magnoliopsida; Asterales; Asteraceae
Source: the annotation of a GenBank genome assembly
AGGCGAUUAGGAUUCCUUAUAUGGUCCGCUGUACCAUGACAAUAUUUUAUUACACACAAACUCUAUUUUGACCUCUCUUUUUCCCUAAAUUUCUGAAGCCUGUAACAACAACCCAAAUCGCCUCAUGUGUUCCAUUCAUCUUCAUCUCUCUGAACAUGGUUUCUCUAUCUCAACCAUAAACACAAAUCUGUGCACAGAGGGAAAGAGAAAUGGCAUCGUAUACAGAAGACGAUUAUGAUUACUUGUAUAAGGUAGUUUUAAUCGGUGAUUCAGGUGUAGGUAAAUCUAACCUUUUGUCACGUUUCUCCAAGAAUGAAUUCAGCCUUGAUUCCAAGUCCACGAUUGGGGUCGAAUUCGCCACUCGUAGCAUCCAUGUUGAUGACAAAACUAUCAAGGGGCAAAUAUGGGACACUGCCGGACAAGAAAGAUACCGAGCCAUCACGAGUGCUUACUACAGAGGAACAGUGGGUGCACUGAUCGUAUACGACAUUACCAGAAAGGUAACAUUUGAUAACAUCGAGCGAUGGUUAAAGGAACUCCGAGAACACACAGACCAAAACAUUGUCAUCAUGCUCGUAGGAAACAAGGCCGAUCUCGGACACUUAAGGGCUGUGACAACAGAUGAGGCCAAGGCUUUUUCCGAAAGAGAGAACGUCUUCUUCAUGGAAACAUCAGCUCUCGAGUCACUGAACGUUGAGAAAGCUUUCACGGAAGUGCUUACCCAGAUUUAUCGUGUUAUGAGCCGGAAGGCCCUUGGCAUCGCUAACGAGCCAUCGGUUGUACUUAAAGGGCAGACAAUAAAUAUUGGAGAUAAAGAUGACGUGUCUGCUGUGAAGAAAGCCAAGUGUUGCUCUAGGUAAUAUAUAUAAAAACACAUCUACUCUCAAGAAAGCUAGGCGCUGCUAAGUCUGAAAGAACAUAUCUUUAUAUCUAUUGAUCGAUGAUUUCGAGUGAAGAAUACUACGUUUUUGGGCACCUUGCCACCUUGUACAAUGAAUAGUAGGAAACAUGUCGUUUGCGAUGCUAAAGAAGUGGCAAUAGAAUCUUAUUUAAGCACCUUUGACCGAUUUCUUUCACAUCGACAAUUUCCACGAAUUUGGAAUAGCAAAAGAAAGAGUCAACGACUGAAACUACCGCAGUGUGUUUCUUUUUUUGGACAGAAUUUGCAACGCGACUCCUUUUGCAAUGGACGUUGACCAGUUUCUCUUUUUUGGUUUUUAGAACCGAUUCAGGGCCUCUAUUUUUGUAUAGUUUUUUUAGUUAGUGCAUAUAUUAGGGAAUAGUUAUCUAAAUUAGUCUAGGGGCAUAUAGCAUUUUUACUUUCAUCUGUAUUUGAUAAUUUGAUUCUUCUUCAAUGUAUAUAGG